Messenger RNA from Setaria italica (foxtail millet), 1339 nucleotides. RefSeq lists its product as uncharacterized. The record is from RefSeq and is a predicted model, not a curated record. Bases 259 to 1176 code for a protein of 305 amino acids. The transcript is spliced from 6 exons. Lineage: Eukaryota; Viridiplantae; Streptophyta; Magnoliopsida; Poales; Poaceae.
CUCUCGACCUCGCCGCCCAGUCCGCCUCUGGCCGGCCCCGCCCCCGCCGUCGCCGCCCCACCGUCGAAGGCCCACCCAGCUCCGCCCCUCCCCCGCCGCCGGCUAGAUUCGCCCCGCCGCUCCCUCUCGCGUCAUCCACUCCGCUGCUCCUCUUCGUCGUCGUUCGCCUGUUCUCUCUCUCGCCGCCCGGGGAGGAAGGCGUCUCCGGCUCCGGGGAAGAGGCCGCCAUUGCUGCCACUGCUGCUCUGGUUGGGGAAGAUGGUUGUCCAGGAGUUCACUGUUGAUCUGAACAAGCCUCUUGUUUUCCAGAAACUUCCACAGGCGGCAGCACUGGCAAACUCCUCUACAUCGUCAUGGUCUCCACAUGAAGCCCCUCGGUACCUGCUUCGUACAACUCCUGCAAGACGUAAGCACAACGAGAUGGAUGCAGGUCGUGCCAACUGGGAUGAUAACACUACAAAAAUAUUCCUAGACCUCUGCAUUGAUGAGAAGAACAAGCUCAACUACAAUAAAAGGGGCCUAACCAAGGAUUGGAGGAAACUGAAGGACAAGAGUGGUACCGGGUGGAACAACAAUACCCACACCAUUGAUUGUGAUGAUGAAUGGUGGGCAGCCCGAAUUGAGGAGAACGAGGCAAACAAACAUUUCCGUGGCAAGGCGUUUCCAUUCUAUGAUGAGUUAACCACUCUUUUCGGGACAACGGACACUGAAGGCGGUCCAAUGUUGUGUGUUGGUGGAAUUGGAGAUAGAACACCAAGCUGUGGAAGUGAAGACACCCCUGACCCAAUGGCGGAUGAAAAUGUUGACUGGUUGGAGGACACUGUUGGACGGUCUAGUGUGGGUCGUGUGUCGCAAAGGUCAGGAAAGGAGCAUGUUGUUAAUAGCCCACCACCCAAGAGAACUAAGAGCAUGGAGUACUAUGGCGAGCGUAUAUCUGAGAGCAUGAUUCAAAGGACUAUGAAUGAAAGAAAUCUAAUCAGCCGUGAGGAAGAGGAGGUUACGGAAAUGCUGCACCUUGUAGAACAAGAUGGUGUACCGAAUGGGUCUGAGUUGUACUUCAUAGCUACUGAGCUGUUUAGAUCGCCAGCUCGACGUGCAUCUUAUAGGAGCAUUACCGCUUCAGAGAACCGGAUUGCAUGGCUCCGAUGGACUUGGGAUAAUGUCAAAAGGAAGUAAUACCGGUCCAUGAUUACAGUGUAUUUGCAUCUACCUAGGAAUGUGUGUAUUUGUAAUGUGACUAUGGCAUGGUGUGGCAGCAUGUUUGUAAUGUGAAUUAUGUUGUGUUAGACCUUGAUUAUUCAUGCUACUAAUCCAUAUAAAUUUGUGUCGUUCCACUUGA